Molecule: messenger RNA, 2339 nt
Organism: Populus nigra (black poplar)
Lineage: Eukaryota; Viridiplantae; Streptophyta; Magnoliopsida; Malpighiales; Salicaceae
Exons: 9
Coding region: 441-923 (160 amino acids)
Source: RefSeq, a predicted model, not a curated record
UUUGUAAGAACAGUGCUUGCAGCUAGCUGUGACAGAGAAAAUGGAGAAAGACUGCGAGACAGCAUAGGAGACCUGCCAAAAUUCACUCUUGAAUCACAAGUUAACCAAACCCUAGAAUUCAAUCUCGGACUCUCCAAAGAGUUCUGCAUUAACCUCCUAGAAGAAGACCCAAAUGACAUGUCAUGUAACUGUCCUGCAACGGAUUCUUUUGAUGGGGUCGCUCAAUAUCCUUUGUAUAAGCGUUUAGCUUUGUAUCAUUCUGUAAAGUGUGGUGCUUUAUGGAGAACUUAUGUGAAGAUGAUGUUUUGUGAUGAAGUUAGUAACUUGAAGUAGAAAGAAGAGAAUUGGAAUCAGUUGAUUAAAGAAAAGGGACUUGAAUUGAUAAAUAUGGGGGCAAAACAGUCGAAGGAAGGUGUGCUACUGGUGAUUACAUAAUGUAGAUGAUUUGCCAUAUGCUUCGAAAUUGGGCCGGGAGAUGUGAUACUCGUAAACAAACUGUGGUGCUUAAAGUGGGGAGGCUGCAAGCUGAGAGUCUCGAGAAAGUCCUUCCUGGGGUUAAAACUGUUGAAGAAGGUGUCAAGAUUUAUAGGAAAUUUUAUGCAGAAGAAAAGGAAGUGUCUAAUGGUGUCCUAGCAAUCUGUGUUUCAAAAGUGGCUGCCCAGCCAUGCCUUUCUCUGGCUAGCAUACUGUUUGGAUUGAGUUAUGGAGGUGUUCAAAGUCAACUGGGUACUGAUGGGACAGUUUCUAAUGCCCUACCUCUUCCAAGAUCGACACUUCUCUCAUCCUUCAUUUUUCCAUAUAAUCCAAAUAUCAAAGGCAGUGCCUUGACUUGUGGAGCAAGGGCCUUGGCAAAGCAUGCUAAAAGGAGCAGCAAUAGAUAUUGGGGCGUUCUUGGAGGAAGUGGCUUGCAAUGGAUGUCAUAAAUCGCUUAAUAGCUGCUUGUAGCUGGCAAAACAUUCAUGCUGUUCCACAACAUGGGGCUGUCUUUGAGAUAAGGGUAGUUGAUGGUUAUGGAGCACAUUGGUCUAAAGAUGGAACGAAGGUAUAUUUAUGCUAUUGUAGUGAUCCUUGUAACUUCAUGUAUACUGGCAUUGAUGGAUAACGUGCUAGGAAACAGAAAAACAUGUACAGAUAAAUACGGGUUGGCUUAGGCUUAAAACAUGCUCUACAUUUUCAAGAAAAACAUGAAAGUUAUGCUAUUGAGGCCUCUUUUUUCUUGUGGAUAAAAGAACAAAUUCCAAAAAUCUGGAGAAGACAUCCAAAAGAGAAGAAUAAGAGAGACAACACCAAAUUUAAUGUAUAAGAGCACCUAAAUCCCAUUAAGACCCUAUUCUAUUCUAUACUGUUCUCUGUACAAUAGCUUUGUACUCUGCUGAGUACCCCUAAUCUGGGUGCAUGUAAUGAUGGAUUCCUCAUGAAAUCAACAGAUUGGUGAAUCCAAUCAGCUAUCGGAGUAGCUUAGUGUGAGAUUUGCAUGGUUUAUACAAGAGAGUGGAAUUAACAAGGGACUUUUAGUGUUCUUAAAUUGACUACUCAAAAGUGCCUAUAUAUUAAUUGAAAAGCAUUUUCCAUCGGAUUAUAUUAUUUGAGCUGAAAAUUAAAAGAAGACAUUCAGAAAUCAGUUGCUAUAACUUCCUCCACUCACUGACAAACAGUAAGGCAGGCAGUUCCACCAUCUAGAUUUUGUGGCACAGCCCUCCAUUCCCAACUCUCUCACAACCGGUUUACUAGUGCUAAUGGUAGCUUUAGGAAAGCAUGCAUAUAACUGUUUCUUUUAGUGCUAAAACCUAUUAUUGGAUUGUAAAUUUUGUCCUUGAAAAUGUGUCCUGUAACAAUGCAAAUUCCGUUGGCUUUUUGCUGACCUGCUGACACUGAACCUGACCCUGUUAUCAAUGCCCAUGUUUUAACUCACCCAUUGUUUUUGUUCAUUUCAGUUCAUAGGAUUUCUCGAACCAUACAUGAGAGAUGGUCACUCAAAGAAAUGGAAGCAUUAGUUUGUGUGAGGGGGCAUUUCGACUGGCAUCCUUGAACUAUACAUUUUCUUUUGUAAUCUAGGGUUGUGUGUGUAGAUGGGGGCAAAACAGUCGAAGGAAGGUGUGCUACUGGUGAUUACAUAAUGUAGAUGAUUUGCCAUAUGCUUCGAGUACAUCAUCAUAAAUAUUUGCAAGUUUAUGAUUGUGCAAUCUUUGAAGAACUCUCUGCAAGAAAGUGGAUGAAUGUCUUCUUUUUUUGUAGCUUAUAUUCGGUUUGUUUUGCUAUAGAAUUGGGCCGGGAGAUGUGAUACUCGUAAACAAACUGUGGUGCUUAAAGUGGGGGUGAGACCAUAUUGUUGAGAUAUA